AUGGCGAACAAGGCGGAUGAAUGGGCUUCAGAUCAAGAGAGCUCCGAAAGUGAGCUCUCUUCGGAUGCCGGGUCUGACAAUUUGCCCUCAGCCAAGAAGACUGUUGCAAUUUUCGACAAAGAUUCCGACGAAGAAGAGCUUGAGCGACUGGUACUGGGAAACAAGGCUGGGUUUCGAGAAAACCUCUUCAAGAACGGCAUUCUCGACGACGAAAAUGAUGCGGACACAGAUUUUCAGAUGGGCGACGCUGGUGCGGGCGGUCUAGAAGACGUAGACGACGCGGACCUGUUCGUGCUGGAUACUGGCGCAAGCGGUGCGUCCAAGUCGUUGGUAACUGCACCAAAGGCGGAACAGGGCGACGCACCGGCAUGGGAAGACAGCGAUGACGAUAGAUUGGUUGUUUCUUUGGCUGGAACCAACAGGUUACGAAAGCUGCGGAUGACCGAGGCAGACGACCUUGUCACCGGCUCGGAAUACUCCAGACGACUGCGCCAACAAUUCUUGCGGCUAAACCCUGCGCCAGCGUGGUCAAAGCAGACGGACGGGCGACCAUCUAAGAGGCGGCGACGCUCUUCGGCAGCUUCACGCUCGUCGAGUGACUCAGACGGCGACUCGGACUCAGACGUUUCUGCACAGCCUUUGGAGGAAUUCUUGCGAGACGUCAAACAAUUGGCGGGAUUGGGAAGCUCGAAGAAGCGCAGGCUCCGGCCAGAAGUUAUCGACAUUCAAAGAACAAGAGACAUUUCUGACAAACACAAAUCAUCAGUCGAAUGCCUGUCGUUCCACCCGGAAUAUCCCGUCCUCUUAUCUGCCAGCACAGCAUCCAUCUUAUACCUGCACCAUAUCGCGCCGGAAGCUCAGCCCACACCAAACCCUCAACUCACAUCAGUCCAAGCUAAGCAAGUGGACGUGCGAAGAGCCGAGUUCCUGUACCCGCAAGGAGACAAGAUCUUCUUUGGUGGUCGCAGAAAAUACUUUCACCACUGGGACCUCCCGUCUGGCAUUGUCCAAAAGACGACGCAAAUCACUGGCCACCGCUUGGAGCACAAGACCAUGGAGCGCUUCAAGCUUAGUCCGUGCGGCAGAUACAUGGCCAUUAUCGCAUCGACAAGAAAAGGGGGCGGUAUCAUCAACAUUCUCAGCGUAGCAUCUAUGCAAUGGAUAGCAGCGGCGAGACUUUCCAGUCGCCACGGCAUUGCGGACUUUGCAUGGUGGAGCACAGGCAAUGGCAUGACGAUUCUCGGCCGAGACGGUCAAGUUGGCGAAUACAGCAUGGAUACGAAAUCCUUCGUCGGGCUUUGGUACGACGACGGUUGCGUGGGCGGCAUUGUCAUCGGUCUUGGUGGCCAUGGCGGUCCUGCCGCCCUGGGAGAGGACCGGUGGGUAGCCGUCGGUUCCAACAGCGGCAUCACAAACAUCUACGACAGAAGCGUGCUUAUUGCGUCGCAAACGGGUGACGAACUCGUCGUCAAGGAACGGCCAACACCAACCAGAACCUUUGAGCAGCUCAUCACGCCUGUUACUGUGUUGACAUUCUCCCCAGACGGCCAGCUGCUUGCUUUUGGCAGUCGAGAGAAGAAGGAUGCGUUGAGGCUAGUGCAUCUGCCGAGCUGCACGAUAUAUCGAAAUUGGCCAACCGAGCAGACGCCGCUGGGGCGUAUAACCUGCGUGGCGUUUGGAAGGGAGAGCGAUUUGUUGGCUGUGGGCAAUGACUCUGGAAAGAUUAGACUAUGGCAUAUUAGGAGUUAG
Pochonia chlamydosporia 170 is the source of this 1749-nucleotide messenger RNA. RefSeq names its product U3 small nucleolar RNA-associated protein. The transcript has a single exon. Bases 1 to 1749 code for a protein of 582 amino acids. Gene Ontology annotation, cellular component: Pwp2p-containing subcomplex of 90S preribosome; small-subunit processome. Gene Ontology annotation, biological process: rRNA processing. The record is from RefSeq and is a predicted model, not a curated record. NCBI's taxonomy places the organism in Eukaryota, Fungi, Ascomycota, Sordariomycetes, Hypocreales, Clavicipitaceae. Gene Ontology annotation, molecular function: protein binding.